GAUUGAAGGACAGACCCUAGGAACAGAACUCAUUCUUAAUCUGGAGACUGCCUGUACUCACAACUCUGUGGCUGUUGCAUGACUUGCAGUUUACAUAGGUAAUAACAUGUCCUGGCAACUCUGAGGUUCUACUGUGAUCACAUAACCCUGGUCUGUCUCAUCUCCACCUCAUGAUUUAAACAGCUUUGUGUAAUACUUUUUGUCUUACAAAUGAAUCCAUUUUUCCUGAUAAGCCAAUACAGAACAAUGGUAUGUCAACUUUCAUUCCUCCCCUUUUCAGAGAGAUGUAUUCAUGUGACCUUGAUCAGUCACUGAUAGAUUUCUGAGGAAGGGUGAGAAAUAGAUAACACUGGCUACUCAUCAGUCAGUUGGAACCCUCAGAAUAUCUGCCCUUCCCUACUUGCUGCAGUGAGGGCAAUACAUUUCAUUAGCAAACCAGGAUAUCAAGGAGGCUAUCUCUAUUCUAGCAAAAUGUAAUAUUGAUACAUAAAUGGCUGCUUAUGUUAAGCAGUGCAAAUGAGCAAAACUUUAUGAAGAGAUGUUUUAAUGUACUCCUUUGGUUGAUGAAAAACUGGGUAGUUGAAGAGUAGAAUUUGCCAAAUCACCAAAAGCUGGACUCUCCUAACAUCAGAAUGUGUCAAGCAAUAACAGUGAAAUGUGCACUUGUUAUUUGUAACUAAGGCUCAUAUCAUAUAAACAACAAAUGCGGUGGUUACUGUUGGAACUGAAAAGGAGUCAUUCCCUGUAAUGAGCUGUUUGUGUGCAAUGACUUUCCAAUGCCAUAUCUCAUUGCCACACAGUUUGCUCUUCAGAAGUGCCAACAGGAUAAUUUCCUGAUGGAGUGGAGAAAAUGGCAGCAACCCAGUGAGAUGAGUGUCUCAAUUCAGAGAACAGCUACUUUCUUGAUUCUGUUUCCACUAAUCUCCACAAUUAUUAUUCAGGUGCUGGGAGGAAGAGCCAAACAUGGCAUUAAGCAAAGUGCUAGGAAGUAGGGUAAGGCUCUCUACAUCAUUCCCCUCCCUCCCCCCAUGCCCAUCCUCUUGAGUUAGUACCAGUACUUCCUUGUUACUGGCCUGAUGUUGCUGGUGGCUUCACUUAACCACCCUUGCCUGGUGAAUUACAGACCAUUCUUUGGGAAAGUACCAUGACUAAAUGAACAGCCAAAGACAACCCACUGUUUAGGUCAUCUGUUCCAGCAAAUAUAAUGUGGGACCAUGCCUUGCCCUGCUUGUGUGACUUACACUGAUGUCACUGUCCCUACAGCCCCACAGGCUGGUCACUGCAAAGUGCUGAAAGUCAGAAGCUAUGUGUGUCUGCACCACGUAAGUUAGUCUACCAAUGUCAGCUGUGGUUGAAGAUGUAUUUUCUGUCCCCAUGUUAAAAUAGAAGUUAGCUGCUGCUCCAGUCAACUUCCAUAAAGGAGAAUAUGGGUAUCUGUGCAUCAUUAAGGAAAAAAAAAAAAGGCUUUCCCAGUCUUGAAAGUAGAUUUUUAUGAUAACAAAGUGAGGAAUUCAGCUGGUGGCUGUCACUACCCCCUCAAAGAUAAGGGUGAAGACAGAUUAAAAGUAAACAGCCAUCACAUUCUAUAAAGACUUGGUGCUGUCCUGCUUUAUCCCAUUACUUCAUUUUAGCUUUUGGUUUACCUUGUUGUUGGAAUCAAACAUUGGCUUCUUGGCACAUCAGGAAGCUUGCUUAAGUGUCUUAUUAAACAGGAAGGAAUAGAUAAUCUUUUCUUUCACUUUUUCUGAAUGUGCUCUUUUAUGAUAGCGAGGAGUCAAAAGUGGAUAUACAUAAUGUGUUAAUAUCUACUAGCCUGCACCAUAGCUAUCAAUAGUCUCUAUGGCCCACUUGAUCAGGAAAAAAUGUAUCCCUUUUGUUUGGAGACAAAGUCUCUAUCUUCAUUUCCUCACUAAUGAUUGAUUGUGGAAUCUUCUGAAGCUUUUCUCUAUUGAAGUGAAAACAUCUCUUUGUACAUAAAUAUCUGUCACCAGGAGUUCAAGGAUUUUUUUUCAGUGUUUCACCUACUAGACUGCUUAUAUCUUAUCAGUCUGGUGAAUGCUAAAAGAAGGGGAAGAGUGCAAGUGAAGGAAAAUUUGAAAAACUGCCUAGAGCUUUGUCAGUUCUCACACCUACCAGAUUUCUACUUGACAAUUACCUUAUCUUGGCUAAUGCAGAGAUUGGAUGCAGUCCUUGGAGGACUUUCUGCAGAAUAACUCUGUUGCUUAGGUCUGAAGCUGGAACAAACUCUUAUGCUAUACAUUCAAAAGAUUUUCACUACAACCAGAUAAACGAGUUGGCAAUGUGUGGGUGUGAGUUUGGAUAACAACUGGAAUGGGAAAUGGAUCGUUAUUUUAAUGCUGCAACAACAAAUCAGGGAGCUCCCACGCCAUUGUAUGAAAAAAAGAUCAGCAUCAAACCAUGCAGAAAGUAUGUUUGUAUAAGUACAUACAGUAGAGACAAUCUUGGUGGAUCUCAAAAAGGCAUUUCUGGGGUAUUUGCACCAUUCCAGGACUGGCUCUGCACUUCUGUGAUCCCAUGCCAACCUCUCUCUUCAGCAGCUGAAUCAGUUUGCUUCUGGAUCAGCUAAGAAAGGACGGACAAAGACAUCUAUGGGAACAACAGCAGGGGGGAGGAGAACUAUUUCCAUCCUUUCUCCCAGCUGUGGAUCAGUUAGAGACACAGCUUCUAAACUUUGACUUUCCAAUAGUAAAGGUCUGGGAUUAUAAAAGGCUGAACUCCCCUGUGCUUUGAUGGAUUAUGAAGGCUGAACGCAUUUACAUGCCACAUUUGAUCCCUACAUGAGGACUAAGAAGAAUUUGCGACCAUGAAGAGGGUUGCCAGAUUGAUUUUCCCACUUAUUCUUGUGCUGAUCUGUGAGGUGAAUGGACAGAGGCGUGUCAAGCCUCCAAAGAAGCGCCCAAGUCCUCCACUUCCUGAACCAGUUGAACCAACUGACUUUCCUCCACCUCUGCCCCCAGGACCCCCCUCAAUUUUCCCAGAUUGUCCCCGAGAAUGCUUCUGCCCCCCAGAUUUCCCUUCAGCUCUUUAUUGUGACAGCCGCAACCUGAGAAAAGUCCCAUUGAUCCCGCCCAGAGUCCACUACGUCUACCUACAGAACAAUUUCAUUGAUAAGCUCUCUGAAGAAUCUUUCAAGAAUGCUACAGGGCUGCGGUGGAUCAAUUUGGACAACAACCGCAUUGAUUCAGUGGGAUCACAAGUAUUACAGAAGUUGGAUAGCCUUGUCUUCCUGUACAUGGAAAAAAAUCACCUUAAGGAAGUGCCCAACAACCUGCCUCCCAGUCUUGAGCAACUUCGGCUGAGCAGAAAUCGGAUCUCCAAGAUCCCUGAAAAUGUAUUCAGCAAGUUAGAGCACCUCCUCCUUUUAGAUCUUCAUCAUAAUCAACUGGAUAAUGGAGACUUCAAAAAGAAUACUUUCAAGGGGCUCAAGAACCUUAUGCAGCUCAACCUGGCUCAUAACCGGCUAAGUAAGAUGCCACCUGGGGUUCCCAAAGCCAUUCACCAGCUCUUUCUUGAUGAGAAUCAAAUUGAUAAUAUCCCCAACAAUUACUUCAAAGAUUUCGCCAACCUGGCCUUCAUCAGGCUUAAUUCUAAUAAGCUGUCUGACAAAGGAUUGCCUAUGGACACUUUCAACAUCACCAAUUUGCUGGUCUUGCAUUUGGCCUACAACAAUCUCACCAGCAUCCCCUACAUCAGCCCCAAGCUGGAGCACCUCUACUUGAAUGACAAUUCAAUUGAAAAAAUCAAUGGGACCAAGAUAUGCCCCACUGCUUUGAUCUCUCUUCAUGAAGCAUCUUCAGAUCUUGAAAAUGCACCACGUCUUCGCUACCUGCGCCUUGACGGCAAUCUGCUGAAGCCGCCAAUCCCUUUGGACCUGAUGCUGUGUUUCCGACUCUUGCAGUCGGUUAUAUUUUAAGCCUUGCAGCAAUUGCCACUCCUUGGGACUUUGGCUUUGCGCAGUGACUUGAUUCCAGUCUAUGUUAGACAAGGGGAAUGUAUCUUGCCAUUUCCACCCAGGGCCUUGCCUUUCCUGCUCCACUCCUCUUCUUUCUUCUUUGGCUGCAGGAAGCUCUGUUCUCUGUGGAGCUCUCCAUUUUGUGGAGGCUUUGUUCCCCUAGAAGUGUUGCACAGAAUCCUUUGAGAUAUGUGCAGCCUCCACAGAACACUGAGGCGAUAUUGCAAUAUUGAUCUCUGCUAUACUGUCCUUUAAUCUAUAUAUUAAAGAGAGAGAGAAGGAACCCUGCAUAAAAAUGCAUCUAGCAUGCAGCAUUUCUUUUACUGCCUUGCUGUCUUAGAGCUUCAGAGAGAGUUACUGGUUUUCCAACAUCACCAAGCAUACAAAAUAAGUUAGAUUUAUUAUUAGAGGAAGGAAGGCAAUAUAAUUUCAUUUAAGCAGAUACAGUGUUAAAGUGCCAUUGUCUAAUGAUGCUGAAUGAACAGGUGAGGGGUAUUCAGACUUAAAGACAGCAAUCAAAAAGGCAGCUUCUGUAGCUUUAGCAAGUGUGACCAAAGCAUAAUGUACAUAGCAGGUUGCAUACUGUGGAGCUAAGGCAGUAUGUGGGAGGUGAAAUGAAGAGGGACAGAGAAUUUUUUCUCCUGUUAGUGCUCUUUGGGAAGGAAAGUUGAUGCAGUUUCACACCGUGGGAACGUAAUGAGCAACUAAACCCAGCAUGACCUUCAGGACUAGUGAUGACAUGCUCAGCAGCAGUAAGUUAAAGGACUGCUCCUUCUCCCCUUCACAAUUUAACUCCACAUAAUUUGGCUGCUGGAACUCAUAGGCAGUGCUAAAGAGGAACAAAGCAAGUCCAGUACUAGAGAGAAAUUGCCACAGAAUAGGGUGACAUACUUGAACAGGACAGAUCCAUUAUUAUCAUGAUGAUUUCAACGGUAUCUUCACAUCUGAUGUUUUUUUCCCCCAAAUUGCACCCAAGAUCAUGUCAUUAAUCAGUGGAGAAACCUGUACCUCUUCAGGGCCUGUACUGGCUUUCUGUGCAUGGUGAUUAGCAACCUUAGCAACAGUUGUCCAGACAUAAUGAAGGACGUUAUCCACCCCCCUCUGUUCCACAGUGAAAUGAGCUGCCCUCCCAGUAUAGUCAUGCAAGAGGAGGAUCAUUAAACCAAUAAAUAAAUGUUAAAUUGUACUUGAGAAAACUUUAGCCGUGGCUGGAACCACAGUACCCGUGGCUGAUAUGCUGUCUACAGUAGCAAAACAUGGCACACAUAUUUAAAAAUUAAUUGGUAUUUUUUACACAGAAUCUUGCAAGAUCACAGUGUUCGUGCAUGAGACCUGACAAGCAUUUAGUCAUUUUUAUUUUUAUUUUUUUCAUUUUUUAACUGGGGGGAUUGUGCAAAAUCAUAUGAUGGUACUGAAAAUGUUGUUGAUCUGUGAGCCAUAACAGUGUGCAAGUGACUUACACACAAAGUAAUCAAGAAGUAUUAGCAGACUCACCCUGUAUGGUGUACAGGGGCAAAACUCUCUGUUAUGGGAAAGCCAGAAAGGAACUAUUCAACACAGUCUUCCCAUUUCUUGUGCUAUUCUUUGUUUGUGUUAUAUUUUGAAUAUACAAAGAAUAAAGCAGUUCAGUAAGAAGCUACAAAGUA
Python bivittatus (Burmese python) is the source of this 5619-nucleotide messenger RNA. Lineage: Eukaryota; Metazoa; Chordata; Lepidosauria; Squamata; Pythonidae. The record is from RefSeq and is a predicted model, not a curated record.